AUGGAUCAGUGGCCAGCAGAUGAACUAAAGGUGAUCAUUCGUGCCGACCGUCGGCCCCCUGGAGAGCAUGAAAGACGCUUCAAUGCACCCACAACUAAUGAAAUAGCUGCUGUCAUUGUUGGCAAUGAGUUUGAAACACGUGACAUUGUUCUUCGACGGCGCGACGAGACUCUGGUUAGGGUGGCGGAAACACACAGGUUUUACGAUGCUCUGCAGUAUCCUUUGAUAUUCUGGAAAGGCCAAGAAGGAUACCAUUUUUGCAUUCCACCAAAUAAUCCGGCCAACAAUCAACCUGUUUACAACAAAAAGAUAACUUCCCUCCAGUUUUAUUGUUUUCAUCUUAUGGUUAGGAAUGGUAGCUUCUCCAUUCAUCUGUACAAACAACUGUUGAAUCAAUUCGUUGUCGACAUGUUCGUUAAAAUUGAGUCAGAAAGACUUCAUUUCAUUAAAAAAAAUCAAGGAAAACUUAGGGCAGAAAACUACAUCCAUCUCCAAGACGCAAUUGCUGUUGACGGUACUACGAACCCUAACAACCUUGGUCAAGUAGUCAUUCUGCCAUCAACGUUUACCGGCAGUCCACGUUAUAUGCACGAACAUGCUCAGGAUGCGUUGGCCUAUGUAAGACAUUAUGGGAGACCAGAUUUGUUCAUCACAAUGACCUGCAAUCCUAAAUGGGAAGAGAUUACCUCAGAAUUGUUUCCAGGACAAAAAGCAACAGGCAGACACGAUGUAGUUGCUCGAGUUUUUCGACAAAAAAUCAUAAAGUUUAUUGCCGUUAUCACCAAAGGUGAAAUAUUUGGUUCUGUAAGGUGCUGGAUGUACACUGUGGAGUGGCAGAAACGCGGUUUACCUCACAUUCACGUUCUGAUUUGGCUGUCCGAACAAAUCCAACCCAACAAAAUUGAUGACAUCAUAAAAGCAGAAAUUCCUGACAACACUGUCGAUCCCCUUCUAUACGACAUUGUUAUAAAGAACAUGGUGCAUGGUCCAUGUUGUAACCUCAAUCCUAACUCCCCAUGCAUGAAACAUGGAAAGUGUACAAAAGGGUAUCCAAAAUCUCCUAUUAAAGAGACUCAGACUAACGAGAAUGGUUAUCCACUGUACAGAAGACGCAGCCCUGAUGACGGUGGCAGAAUUGCUCAUAUCAACAUGACAGCCACUGGUAACAAUCCUGUACAAAUUGAUAACACAUGGAUUGUUCCUUACAGCCCACUACUAAGCAAGUUAUUUAAUGCUCACAUAAAUGUCGAAAUUUGUAGUUCAGUUAAAUCGAUAAAGUAUAUAUGCAAAUACAUUAACAAAGGCAGUGAUCAAGCAGUAUUUGUACUUCAAGGCGAAGUGAACCAACAUAACCGCCUUGACGAGGUUGAGAUGUAUCAGUCGGGUCGGUAUGUCAGCAGUAAUGAAGCUUUCUGGAGGAUAUUUAGUUUUCACCUUCACUAG
Molecule: messenger RNA, 1443 nt
Organism: Macrosteles quadrilineatus (aster leafhopper)
Lineage: Eukaryota; Metazoa; Arthropoda; Insecta; Hemiptera; Cicadellidae
Exons: 1
Coding region: 1-1443 (480 amino acids)
Source: RefSeq, a predicted model, not a curated record